AUGAAAUUAAUUUUAUACAAAGAGGAGGCAUUGGGCUUCUUGUUAAAGCCAUCAAUAGCCAGGAUCCCAAGGGGGGAGGGGGUAUUGGGGUUUGUUAGGUACCAAGAGAAGAGCUGUUCUUUAUUGCUACCAAGAGAAGAGCUGUUCUUUAUUGCUACCAAGAGAAGAGCUGCUCUCUAUUGCUACCAAGAGAAGAGCUGCUCUCUAUUGCGUCACCUGGCGGCUGAGGAUGUACAGUUUUGCGAGACUGUGCUGCAGCUCAUCAUCGCCAUACUGCAGCAACACAGGGUCCAUCACCUAAUACCAGCUAGCCGCCAGCCACAGCAGCAGCAGCAGCAGGAGCCGCAGCAGCCGCAGCAGUGGUGCUGGUUACAUCACCUAAUACCAGCUAGCCGCCAGCCACAGCAGCAGCAGCAGCAGCAGGAGCCGCAGCAGCCGCAGCAGCAGCAGCAGCAGCAGCCGCAGCAGGAGCAGCAGAACAUCCCUGCGAUUGCUAUGGGCCCUGCCUAUCCAAAUAUAACGCCGCUGCAGCACCACCAGCUGCAGCAGCAGCUGCAGCAGCAGCUGCAGCAGCAGCAGCAGCAGCAGCAGCAUGCGCGGAUGCCGCAGCGUUACACACUGCAGCAGCAGCAGCAGCAACCCAACUAUCCAACAGAGCAGCAGCAGCAGCAGCAGCCGCAGCAGCAGCAGCAGCCCUAUCUGCUGCAGCAGCAACCCCCAUACACCCACCAGCAGCAAAUGUAUCUACCGCAGCAGCAGCAGCACCCGCAGCAGCAGCAGCUGCUGUAUCCCCCGCAGCAGCAGCAGCAGCAGCCCCACGGCCGCCGCAGAAGCCACAGCCGCUCUAGGAGACAGAGAGAGCAGCAGCAGCAGCAGCACCAGCAGCAGCAGCAGCACCAGCAGCACCAGCAGCGCCAGCAGCAGCGCAGCACCUCACCCAGACCCCAUAGAAUGUAA
This is a messenger RNA of Eimeria mitis, 957 nucleotides long. RefSeq lists its product as uncharacterized. NCBI's taxonomy places the organism in Eukaryota, Apicomplexa, Conoidasida, Eucoccidiorida, Eimeriidae. The record is from RefSeq and is a predicted model, not a curated record. Bases 1 to 957 code for a protein of 318 amino acids. The transcript has 10 exons.